GGUCCAAUUAGAAAAUCACAUUCCCAAAUCUGAACAACCUAACCCUACUACCGGUGUACCAAUUAUCCGAUCUACCAUCUCUCGCUACCGCGCAUCUUUCAGCCGGUCGUACGCGAUAUUGCUCUCCUCUUCCCCUUAGGUCGGACGCAGUCUACACCACGCCAUUCUUCUGAUAUCCCCAGUUGAGAAGAAAAUUGAAUUUAGAAUAUAGAAUGGGAAAGAGGAAGUCGAGGGCCAAGCCAGCUCCCAAGAAGAGGAUGGACAAACUUGAUACUGUUUUUGACUGUCCUUUCUGCUGUAAUGUGAAGAGUGUGGAAUGUCACAUUGAUAUGAAGAGCUUGAUUGCUGAAGCACACUGCCGUGAUUGCAAAGAAAGCUAUAGCACAACCGCUACAGCUUUAACUGAGGCUAUAGACGUAUAUAGCGAAUGGAUUGAUGAAUGUGAACGAGUUAACAACCUUGAAGAUGAUGAUGAUCUAAGAACCUACAAGAGUGGGGGUAGUAGGCAGGAGCAAGAUAUUGAUGACCUUGAUGAUGAUACAAGAGGAGGAUCUUACAAGAGGUCUAGGCAGGAACUGGGCGGCAAUGAACUUGAUGAUGAAGAUGAUGAUGAUAUAAGAUCUUACAACAAGAGGCCUAGGCUGGAACAAGUUGAUGACCUUGAAGAAGAAGGAGAAUAUGAGGACGAUGACGAUGAUUUAAGAUCCCACAAGAUGCCAUCUAGACGAGUUCAUGACCUUGAUGAUGAUGAAGAGGUGGAGGAAGAUGAGGAGGACGAGUUGUGAGGAAGCCCAUAAAGAAGACAGACUGAUGACUGCCUUGGAAUAUUGGAACCUUAAAUGUGUCCUUUCAUUUUUCUGGAUCUAAUGUAUAAGCGUAUGACUGCCUUUCCUGUGAAGCAGUUGAGAGUGGCUUGUUGAAUGCAGCUAUUCUAGUGUGACAUAGUUUAAUACUAGGGUAUAAGACAAGUAUGUGCGGUUUAUGAUGUUGUGACUUGUGAUGAAGUUAAUUCUAUUACUCCGUAUGAUAAUAUAUACUCCGUACUACCUUUGUCCCAGUGACUUUGCACUCUUUGAAUUAGGUAAUUAGGUGAGAAAUAAGAAUAAUAAAAAUUGUGUGCUUGAAAUUUG
Molecule: messenger RNA, 1130 nt
Organism: Cuscuta europaea
Lineage: Eukaryota; Viridiplantae; Streptophyta; Magnoliopsida; Solanales; Convolvulaceae
Source: the annotation of a GenBank genome assembly